This is a messenger RNA of Nematocida homosporus, 864 nucleotides long. RefSeq lists its product as uncharacterized. NCBI's taxonomy places the organism in Eukaryota, Fungi, Microsporidia. The coding region runs from base 1 to 864 and encodes 287 amino acids. The record is from RefSeq and is a predicted model, not a curated record. The transcript has a single exon.
AUGAAAGAUAAAAGCGUAGAUGUAGUGACAUACAUGGAUGAACAGGGUCAAUUGUAUGGGAUAACCAACAAUGGGGAGUGGGUUGAUUUCAAUAAGGAGGACACCGUUAAGCGUCCGUCGCUUGGUUCAAACUAUUCAAAUACAUCAAUCAAAUCAACUAAACCACACAGCCACCACCAACGAAACAUAAACGAUAAAGGGCCUUUUGCCAAAAUGGGGUUUAUCAACUAUUGCUCGGCUAUGUUUGCCGGUCUGUCUUUAUGUGGGAUUCUGUAUGUGCUGUGUAAUGUAGUCUGGGUGAGUCUGGACAAUCUUCAUUCUCUUUCGUAUAAUACACGUGUUGCGGCCGAUCAGAAUAUUGUAUCAGCCCUGGCCCUUGGAACAGUUCUUUUUGUUCUUAUCGCGGGGUAUAUGCUUCUUGUGUUCCGGCGAGCUUUCCCUCGGAACUGUAGUAAAGUCGCCUCAAUGGCUUACUUGGCAAUUGGAUGUGUAGUGACCGUAGUGCAUUUGGGACUUAUGGGAGUUGCAAUGUACUUCUUAGCGCCAAUGAUAACUAAACUUGCCGUUGAUAACACAGUUAUUAUGUUUGCUAUCAACAACUUCUUUAUGAUAACUUUACCAGCGAUUGCAGUGUUUUUGAUGCUUAUCGGCUUAAUAAUAGAUCUACUAGGCCCAAGACAUAUCGCGCCAAAACCGAACUAUUCAGUUGCAAAGACUUGGAGGCGACGACUGGUGAUUGUUUUAGUACUAGCACUCUUUGUGGGAGCAAACAUCAUCAUUGUAACGAAUCACCAACUCCUUGGUGAAAAGAUCUCGAAGGCACUGGGUUGGAUGGCCGCUGUUACCCACCUACCUAAGUCAUAA